AUGUCAAAAGAUGAAUAUAAGCAAAUCCGAGGAGGUGGAAUUAAAUUAAAGGGGAAUAAGAAAAAUCUAUUUAAAGUCGACAAAGGAAAGAAGAAACAUAGAAAUAAAGACGACAACGAAAAAGUAGACCCAGACACAAUAAGUCAUGGCGGAUGGCGUCGGAUAGAAGAAGAAUUCGAUUUGAAAGGUGGAAUCAAUAUAGCAUUCGAAUGCGCUUCGUCAGGUUCUGAGAAAAUGUACAUUGCGGCUCUGGAUAAUGGAAAGUUCACCGUGGGUGGACCCCAUAAAGACGGAGAAGGCCCGAAUCCAGAGGAGAUUUUUGCGUUGGUGAAAACUCCAGACGACAGUAAAAUCAGUCUCAAAACCGGUUAUGGCAAGUAUGUCGGCGUCGACAGCGAAUAUCAACUGGUCGCCGUCGCCGAAGCAAUCGGUGCCAGAGAGCAAUUCCUUGUCGUCUUCCAGGAUGGAAAAACCGCCAUUCAAGCUGUCGCCUCACCAUUAUUCCUCUCUACACAACCAAAUAAAGAGGGCUACAUUUAUGUAGCAAGUCGGACGGCAAAAGACGAUGAAAUGAUAAAUGUGCGAACCGAUGCCGUCAGAGAAGGACCUGUCGAUUGGCGUUCAGCGGAAGACAAGAAGAGCGCCAAGGAUUGCGAGCUCGCCUAUGUAAAAAUGUUCCAACAUUCCAAAGUCGAUUUGAAAGGUCGACAUAUCGCCGUGGAUCUCAACGAUCGGAAAUCGGUGAAAAAAGCGCAAGCGGAAGGAAGCGCCCACGAGCUUCUUCUAAAUCGUCGCGAGAAGACCAAAUCGGAUCGAUAUUGUUGA
Molecule: messenger RNA, 825 nt
Organism: Caenorhabditis bovis
Lineage: Eukaryota; Metazoa; Nematoda; Chromadorea; Rhabditida; Rhabditidae
Source: the annotation of a GenBank genome assembly